Molecule: messenger RNA, 1155 nt
Organism: Alternaria atra
Lineage: Eukaryota; Fungi; Ascomycota; Dothideomycetes; Pleosporales; Pleosporaceae
Exons: 1
Coding region: 1-1155 (384 amino acids)
Biological process (GO): rRNA methylation
Cellular component (GO): mitochondrial matrix
Molecular function (GO): rRNA (adenine-N6,N6-)-dimethyltransferase activity
Source: RefSeq, a predicted model, not a curated record
AUGCCCAAAGCAAAGCAAAAGCGCACAAAAGCCGUUGACAACAAUGCCUCUCCCUACGCCCGUCCAACCUCAGCAAAAGCCUCUGCUGCGCACUCAAUCUUCAAGAUGGACAAAGACCUCGGCCAGCAUAUCCUCAAAAACCCUGGUGUCGCAACGGCCAUUGUACAAAAAGCACACCUAAAGCAAAGCGACCACGUCCUCGAAGUCGGUCCCGGAACCGGCAACCUGACAGUUCUGAUCCUCAAGGCCGCUAAACAAGUAACAGCCGUAGAAAUGGAUCCCCGUAUGGCCGCUGAACUCACAAAGCGAGUCCAAGGCAGCCCAGAAGAAAAGCGGCUCACAAUCCGCUUGGGCGAUGUCAUAAAAGCCGAACUACCACGUUUCGAUGUCUGUAUAAGCAACACGCCCUACCAAAUUUCCUCACCUCUGGUCUUUAAGCUACUAGCCCUCCAACACCCGCCCCGCUGCUGCAUACUCAUGUUUCAGCGUGAAUUCGCCAUGCGCCUCUUCGCUCGGCCAGGAGAAAAACUCUAUUCCAGACUUUCCGUAAAUGUACAGAUGUGGAGUAAAGUCAGCCACGUAAUGAAAGUCGGACGUAACAACUUCAACCCCCCGCCGCAGGUAGAGAGCAACGUCGUGCGCAUCGAGCCCAAGAACCCGCGACCACAAAUCGCAUAUGAAGAGUGGGACGGCUUGCUACGUAUCUGCUUUGUACGCAAGAACAGGACGCUGAGGGCGAGUUUCCUGGGAACGGCUGCUGUGUUGGAGUUGCUGAGCAGUAACUACCGUCUUUGGUGCGCGCAGAACGACAUCGAGAUUGAUGAUUCACCUGUCGAUCCUUCUGAAGCAACUGCUGACGACAAUGGGGAUGCGGAAAUGGACGUUGAUGACGAAUUCAAAGGCUUCUCCGACCCUGAUGACCCAGACGACGAACUUCCAGACUUCUUCAAGCAACUCCAGGCUGAGAGUAAGAAGAGACAGAAUGGCGUGAACAGGAAGAGAAAGGGCAGGCUGAGCGAGUUGGUUAGGGAGAAGGUGAGGAAGGUGCUCGAGGAUGAGACACAGUUGGCGGAUAAGCGGGCGAGGUUGUGUGAUGAGGGCGACUUUUUGAAGUUGUUGUAUGCGUUUAAUCAGGAGGGCAUACAUUUCAGUUAA